This is a messenger RNA of Cladophialophora immunda, 1398 nucleotides long. RefSeq names its product dihydroorotase, homodimeric type. Gene Ontology annotation, molecular function: dihydroorotase activity. Gene Ontology annotation, biological process: pyrimidine nucleotide biosynthetic process; 'de novo' pyrimidine nucleobase biosynthetic process. The coding region runs from base 110 to 1237 and encodes 375 amino acids. Gene Ontology annotation, cellular component: cytoplasm. Lineage: Eukaryota; Fungi; Ascomycota; Eurotiomycetes; Chaetothyriales; Herpotrichiellaceae. The record is from RefSeq and is a predicted model, not a curated record. The transcript is spliced from 8 exons.
AACACUUGCCUCAGAAGUCUUGGGCUCCUGGCUGAUCUACUGUCGUUCUGUCCGCCCGACACAAAAGCCUUCUGAUCCUCACCAAGUCCUUCUCAAAAUUUCCAACAAGAUGCGACUACGAGACGUCCAGCGUCUGGAAUUGCCGCCCACGGCUGAUAUGCAUGUGCAUCUACGGCAAGACAAAGUCAUGGAGUUAGUGGUGCCUCAGAUCUUGAAAGGAGGAGUUGAUACGGUGUUUGUGAUGCCCAAUCUACAACCGCCGAUUACCAGUGUGGCCCAAGCCCUGGAAUACCAGUCUGCUCUCAGGUCCAUCGAGCCUCGAGUCCACUAUCUCAUGUCCCUCUACCUCCAUCCCUCGAUCACGCCCGAAGUGAUCGCAGAGGCCGCAGCCGCAGGCAUUGCUGGAGUCAAGAUGUAUCCCCAAGGCGUGACCACGAACUCCGAGUCCGGGGUGCCGGCGGAUUUUCUCAGUGCCUAUUCUCCCGUCUUCGCCGCCAUGGAGGAGCAUGACCUCGUGCUCAAUCUGCACGGCGAGUGGCCGGGGCCUCUACCAAGCGAGGACAUUUCUCUCGAAGAGGCGUUCCUGCCGGAGCUGAAGAAGCUGCAUGAGAAGUUUCCACGUCUCCGGUGUGUCCUCGAGCACUGCUCUACCGCCGCGGCGCUGGAUGCUGUACGGGCUUGCGGUCCCUCAGUUGCAGGAACGAUCACGGCACACCACCUCUACCUGACCGGCGACGACAGCCACACCGACCCCCUGGCGUUCUGCAAACCCAUCCCCAAAAAGGCCUCGGAUCGAGACGCCCUGAUCAAAGCGGCGUGCAGCGGCGACCCGAAAUUCUUCUUUGGCAGCGACAGCGCACCGCACCCGCUCGCGUCCAAGGUGGUCAACGGCACCACCAAAGCCGUGCCGGCGGGCGUCUUCACCCAGCCCUUCGCCACGCAGCUCGUGCUCCUCGCCUUCGAAGAGGCCAUUGCGCGAGGCGUCCUGCGAGAAGACGAGGUCACGCAGGACCAGCUGGAGCGGUUCCUGAGCCGGUCGAGCCGGCGCUUCUACAAGCUGCCGGUGCCCGACUCUCCCACCGCUACCGCCACGGACGGGCAACGACGACUCAAGACCAUCGUGCUCGAGAGAAAAGGCGAGACGAUCCCACCGAGCAUCAGGAGCGCGGAUGGCGCAGUGGAGAUUGGCGUGUCGAAAGCCGCGGCUCCGGUUUUCAGUUUGAGCUGGCUGGCGUAGGGAAUAUCUGCACUGGAGAAGGAGAGCACAGAAUCAAGGGGAACAAAUACCGUGAGAAAAUCAGUCAGUCAGUCAGUCAUCCCAAUUUUAUAUACAUUCACUCUCUAUGAGGGUGCCUAGUGUUAUCCAACGAACCAUGCGUAAAUACCGCAUAUGUACAA